CGAGGAAAAGACCGCCUUUUAAUCGUUUUGGCUUGAUUUACACACUCAGCUUUCUGUCUCUCGGUGACCAGUCUUUACGAUGACGGCCAAAGCGGCAGACGAGCUUUCAAAGCUCGCUAUCAAUGGCGCUGGUACGGAUCCCAAAUCACAGACCAACGGCACAAACGGCACGAAUGGCCAUUUAUCAGAUCAGGACGAGUCGGACGACGACAAAGACGAUGAUGCGGUCGCCGCAGGUGGCGCCAACGGUAACACCGCCAAUGGCGCUGCCAAAAAGAAGAAGAAAAAGAAACCAAAGAAGAAGAAGCCCGGUGUUGCCAAAGUCCAGUCUGACCCUCCUCGUGUGCUCGUCAGUCAACUGUUCCCGAACGAGUACCCGGUAGGUGAGGAAGUGGAAUACAAGAAUGACAAUGCAUACCGGACAACGAACGAAGAGAAGCGUCAUCUUGACAGGAUGAACAACGAUUUCCUUCAGGAGUACCGACAAGGUGCCGAAGUUCACCGGCAGGUGCGCAAGUGGGCACAGGCAAACAUUAAACCCGGUCAGACAUUGACAGAGAUCGCGGAAGGUAUCGAGAACGGCACUCGCGCUCUUACCGGACAUUGGGGUCUGGAAGAAGGUGACAACAUCAAAGGAGGCGUGGGUUUCCCGACAGGCCUGAGCAUCAACCACAUCGCGGCUCAUUAUACGCCUAAUGCUGGUAACAAAUGGGUGCUGGGCGAACAGGAUGUGAUGAAAGUCGAUUUCGGCGUGCACGUGAAUGGACGCAUCGUGGACUCUGCAUUCACCAUGACAUUCGAUCCAAAGUACGACAAUCUUCUGGCUGCAGUCAAGGACGCUACGAACACGGGCAUUCGCGAGGCCGGUAUCGACGUGCGAGUGUGUGAUAUUGGUGCCGCCAUUCAAGAGGCUAUGGAGUCGUAUGAACUUGAAUUGGAUGGCAAGACGUACCCAAUCAAAUCCAUCCGCAACCUGAAUGGACAUGACAUCGUGCAGCACAGUAUCCACGGCGGGAAAUCGGUGCCCAUCGUCAAGGGCGGCGAUCAGACGAAAAUGGAGGAAGGAGAGAUUUUUGCUAUCGAGACUUUCGGAUCCACCGGCCGCGGUCAGGUCGUGGAUGAUCUCGAAGUCUCCCAUUAUGCUUUACGUCCGGACGCGCCAAACACGGCUCUGCGUGUGCAGAGUGCGCGGUCGCUACUGAAUGUCAUCAAGAAGAACUUCGGUACACUUCCGUGGUGUCGGCGGUAUCUCGACCGAUUGGGACAGGACAAAUACUUGCUCGGCUUGAAUAACCUGGUUCAGUCAGGGAUCGUGGAGGCGUAUCCUCCGUUGGUGGAUAUCAAAGGAAGCUACACUGCUCAAUUUGAGCAUACGAUUUUGCUGAGACCAACGGUCAAGGAGGUCGUUAGCCGUGGUGAUGAUUACUAGGUUGCCUUCUUCAAGAGAGGUGUCUGAAAUCGCGAAGUCGACUUCUGACAGACUCACUCAUACGAUGAGAAUCUUUGACCUCAGAGCCCAGGGCUUAUGAUAAAUGAAAAUGCAUUUGUACCAGAAA
Exophiala viscosa is the source of this 1556-nucleotide messenger RNA. RefSeq names its product methionyl aminopeptidase. The record is from RefSeq and is a predicted model, not a curated record. Gene Ontology annotation, molecular function: metalloaminopeptidase activity. Gene Ontology annotation, cellular component: cytoplasm. Lineage: Eukaryota; Fungi; Ascomycota; Eurotiomycetes; Chaetothyriales; Herpotrichiellaceae. Gene Ontology annotation, biological process: proteolysis. The transcript has a single exon. Bases 80 to 1429 code for a protein of 449 amino acids.